CAAGUGAAGAACCUUAAAAAGUUGAUUUGUUGAGUAUAAUUAAUUUUUGACAAGAAUCAUUUUUUAGAUUGACUUUUGCAAAACUUCUAGAGAUGUAAGACGACAGUCCUUAACUCCUCUUCAAACCCCAAUUCAGUAUACAUAAUGGUGUAAGUUUGUGGUCACGGGCCAUACAGGAAUAUCCUCUUCUUCUGAUGGGCAGUGACUGCAUGGCUCCAGUGACUCUGGACUACGAGGGAUUCGUGACGCACAUUGCAGGUAGAGAGGAGUGGCAGCAUUGCAACAGACCUGCAUUGCAAAAUGGGGGACCGUCCAGUACACAGAUGGCUCCAGAAUGAAUAACAGAGCUGGAUCAGGGCUUUGUGGUGGGAUCCCACAUACCAGUAGGGCAUACUCGCUGGGGGAGCACGCCACUGUCUUCCAGGCCGAAGUAUGCGCUGUAUUAAAAUGCGGACAGAAAAUCCUAAGCUGCGGACACCACAAUACAGUCGUAUCAAUAUGCUCGGAGAGCAGAGCUGCAAUUAAAGUUAUCACGGCCGCAAAGGUUGGCUGCAGGGUCCAGCUCGUCUGGAUAUCUGGCCACGCAGGCCAUGCAGGUAAUGAGGAAGCGGACUCUCUUGCCAGACUGGGAUCCGCGAAGGGUCUGCUGGACAAGUGGACCCACCGAAGAUGGACUGAGUCCCCUGGUAUGAGACAGGCCAAAGCGCACAAAGGUGGGCCCUCUGCCUGUCUCACCAAAAAUCUACUACGCCUAAAAAGACGCGAAAUUCGGCUAGUGACAGGUCUUUUAACUUAUCACUGGCACUUAAGAAGCCAUCUCCAUACUAUCGGUAUUGCGGACAACCCGGAAUGCCGAUGGUGCUGUAAGGAGGAUGAAACCGUUGACCAUGUAGUCGGGGAGUGCCCAGCACUCACGCGCGCCAGGUUCAAAUACUUGGCAAACACUUUCAAUGUACCGAGCGACUUUAAGCCCUUCAUACCAGAGAGCCUUAUCGGUUUCUCUAAGGCCGUUGGGCUCUGGUAACCCCCGGUGGGGCAUGACGCAAUUAGUUGAUGACGAAACUAAGUUCUUCCAGUAUUUUAGAAGGUCAAAAGAGCGAUUCGAAAUGUUGCUUUCAAUAAUUGGUGGUAACCUUAAGAAACAGGAUAUUAAAUUUCGGGCGGCAAUCUUACCAAGAAAGAAACUAGUAGUUUGUUUAAGGUAAGUAGAUAUAUUUUUCAAUUUUUUUAAUAAAAAAAAAUAGGUUUUAAUAUUUAAAGCAGAAAUAUUUUGUAAAUUCAAUACUUGGCCAUUUUCAAUUUAAACCUUCCAUUAUUUAAAUGAAAAAUAAGCAUGACCGUAUUUUCAGUAGAAAAUGUCCUUUAUUUUUAAUAUUUUAACAAA
Anthonomus grandis grandis is the source of this 1384-nucleotide messenger RNA. RefSeq lists its product as uncharacterized. The record is from RefSeq and is a predicted model, not a curated record. NCBI's taxonomy places the organism in Eukaryota, Metazoa, Arthropoda, Insecta, Coleoptera, Curculionidae. The coding region runs from base 335 to 1024 and encodes 229 amino acids. The transcript is spliced from 2 exons. Gene Ontology annotation, molecular function: nucleic acid binding.